AUGGAAGAGCGAACGGCAAAGAAGAGAAAUAAAUUGACCUCUGAAGGGAUAGACAAAUUAAGGGAUUUACCUGACGACCUUCUCCACUACAUCUUUUCCUUCCUAGACACCAAAAACGCAGUCCUAACCUCAGCUCUUUCCAAGAGAUGGAGAUUCUUCUGGAAUUCUGUCCCUCACCUUAACUUUGACAGAGAAUCCUUUGAUGAAUUCACUUCUUUCAAGAAUUUCGUGCUUACUGUCUUGCAACAACGGCAACAUGAUUCAAAGAUAUGCAGAGAAAACUGGGAGAAAGUCCUUUGGAGAGCUAUGGCCAAGGAAUAA
Messenger RNA from Dovyalis caffra, 321 nucleotides. Lineage: Eukaryota; Viridiplantae; Streptophyta; Magnoliopsida; Malpighiales; Salicaceae. The record is from the annotation of a GenBank genome assembly.